This is a messenger RNA of Geosmithia morbida, 1149 nucleotides long. RefSeq lists its product as uncharacterized. The coding region runs from base 1 to 1149 and encodes 382 amino acids. Gene Ontology annotation, cellular component: membrane. The transcript is spliced from 2 exons. The record is from RefSeq and is a predicted model, not a curated record. Lineage: Eukaryota; Fungi; Ascomycota; Sordariomycetes; Hypocreales; Bionectriaceae.
AUGAAACCCAUCAUCGCCAUACCGGCGACGAGCGUCCUCGUCUUCAGGGCAUGGAAAAAGAGAUCCCUGACAGGUCCUGGGCUGGUGACGGCGGCGCUGACGGCCCUCGCGCACGCUUACCACCCCUGGAACCUGCCGUUUACCCUGCUCUGCGUCUUCUUCCUUGCCGGCACGCGGGUGACGCACGUCAAGGAAGGCAUCAAGGCUAAGCUGACCAUGACGUCCAAGGGGAGUUCUGGGGGAGAGGGGCCUCGGAAUCACGUACAGGGAUCAGUCUUGGCCAACUCGCUCGUCUCUUCGAUCCUGACGAUUCUACACGCCAACCAGCUGUACGCUCGACAGGCGCGGCUGGCGGACCCGAACGAGUCCGACCCGCUAGGCACGACGUGCUUCCAGUGGGGAGGGGAUGUGCUGGUUGUCGGCAUCAUCGCCAACUACGCGGCCGUGGCGGCCGACACGUUCAGCUCGGAGCUGGGGAUACUGGCGACGGGGCAGCCGCGGCUGAUCACGUCGCUGACGCUGCGCAGGGUGCCGCGCGGGACCAACGGUGGUGUCACGCUGACGGGGCUCGGGGCCGGGCUCCUGGGCUCCAUCAUCAUCGUCACGACCGCCAUGGUCCUCCUGCCCCUGUGCGGCGCGGAGCAGAUUGGGUUCCCCGGCGGGGAGGUGCCAUGGUCCCUGGACCAGCGGCGGACCCUGAUGGGCGGGCUGGUGCUGGCCGGGUUCGCGGGCACCGUCAUCGACAGCAUCCUCGGAGGGCUGUUCCAGAGGUCGGUCAAGGAUACCCGCUCCGGAAAGAUUGUCGAGGGCGAGGGCGGUCAGCGCGUCCUCAUCUCGGAGGAUGGGACGGCAACCGCCGUGACGGGUAGCAGCAGCAGCCACGGCGAUGACGGGAGGGUCGAGAAGAAGACGACGACGCGUGCCGCCAUGAGGCCCCGACCUGCGACGGUGGAGGAUGACGACGAGGAGGAAGACAAGUCUACCAGUCAUUUUGGGGAUGAGAAGCCGUCUCGCGUCGCGGAGAGCGGGUGGGAUCUGCUGGACAACAACGAUGUCAACUUCCUCAUGGCUGUCAUGUCGAGCGUCGGGGCCAUGGCUGUGGCGAGCUGGUAUUGGGAGAUCCCCGCGGAGAGGAUCCUCGUGGUGUAG